Molecule: messenger RNA, 1862 nt
Organism: Myripristis murdjan (pinecone soldierfish)
Lineage: Eukaryota; Metazoa; Chordata; Actinopteri; Holocentriformes; Holocentridae
Gene: ilrun
Product: inflammation and lipid regulator with UBA-like and NBR1-like domains
Exons: 5
Coding region: 165-1016 (283 amino acids)
Biological process (GO): macroautophagy
Cellular component (GO): phagophore assembly site
Molecular function (GO): ubiquitin binding
Source: RefSeq, a predicted model, not a curated record
AAAGCGAUGUGCGACACUGUAGUAACGUCAAACGUUGUCGCCCCCCCUGCCAUGCGUACUGUGGUUGUUGUUGUUGAACUGGUUGUUAUGGCUGGACGAGGCCUCGGACUAAAUUGAGAGAGGAUCCCCCGCCGCCCGUCUCCGCAACGGGACACCUGCCAUCCAUGGAGGGCAUGGACAUGGACGUAGACGCGGAGCUCAUGCAGAAGUUCAGCUGCAUGGGCACCACGGACAAGGACGUCCUCAUCUCCGAGUUUCAGAGGCUGCUGGGCUUCCAGCUGAACCCGGCUGGCUGCGCCUUCUUCCUGGACAUGACCAACUGGAACCUGCAGGCUGCUAUCGGUGCAUAUUAUGACUUUGAAAGUCCCAAUGUCAACACGCCAUCCAUGUCCUUUGUCGAAGAUGUGACAAUUGGGGAAGGAGAGUCUGUUCCUCCAGAUACACAGUUCACAAAGACUUGGAGAAUACAAAACACAGGUGCUGAGUCAUGGCCACCAGGGGUUUGUCUCAAGUACAUUGGCGGCGACCAGUUUGGGCAUGUGAACAUGGUCAUGGUGAAGUCACUAGACCCCCAGGAAAUCUCAGAUGUGAGCGUGCAGAUGCGCAGUCCCACAGCACCGGGCAUGUACCAGGGCCAGUGGAGAAUGUGCACAGCCACCGGAUUAUUUUAUGGAGAUGUGAUCUGGGUGAUUCUUAGUGUGGAAGUAGGGGGUCUCCUCGGCGUCACCCAGCAGCUGUCCUCCUUUGAGACAGAGUUCAACACCCAGCCGCACCGCAAAGUGCAGGGAGACUUCAACCCCUUUGCCUCGCCACAGAAGAACAAGCACGACGCCACUGACAACAGCUUCAAAGACCCUGGUGGAGCCUGGGAAGGCACGCAAGAGCCAAUCCAGCAAGAUCAAAAUGGACUGUCUCACAAUGCUGUAAAUAGGGCGUCAAAUGGUCUCCAAACCAAUCUGUCAGUGAUGACUUACGGUCAGGGUAUUCAUGGACCCUAUCCCUUUGGACAGAGCUAGAACGACAAAGACCCCCAUGGUGGAUGAUGAUCUGAACACCCUGGGAGUCCGUGAAUGCAAGAGAGUCAGAGGGGGGGAGGAACAGUUGUUUUAUAUUGACUCUUGACAACCCUCUCCCCAGCCCAUGGCCCUAUCCACAGAAACACAAACAACAGUGAGGACAUGGAUUACAUCCACUAUGGUGAAACGUCCCACCUAACAUCAACACCUGGAUCCGCAUGUGUGAAUGCUUCAUUUAAGAGUGCUAUAAAAAACCUAAAAAAAACAAAAAACAAAUUAAAAAAUUAGAUACACAGCUAUUUUUUAUUUCCGCUGUCAAACACACCUAAUUUAAAGGGAAAAUCGACCCUAAACAAUUUCCCUACAGUUGGUUAUUCCCAUGGACAGUUGGACAGUGCAGUACUUGUGAUGCAUGAACAACUCUCUCCAGGGUUCCUACACAGGACAAGGAUGGAAAAAAAAAGAACACCAGAAAAUGAAACAACAUCAAGGCCUUAAAGUUUUGGAAUUGGACAAGAAGACUAGAAAAUAAGGGGGAAAAAUGUUCAGUCUUGACUUUGGUGCGAUACACUUUGGAUUACACACUACACAAGUAUAGUAUAGCUAUAUGGCCUUAACAAACCAAUAUCAGCACGCAUCAUACAGAACGCUGGCCAGAUUUUUCAAAUUCAUUCAAAAAAUUCAGAUAAACCAGGCAAAGUCAUUGAACUUUUGCACAGAACAUGAGGAGGAUCACUGUGUAGGAACCCUUUUUUUCUCCCAAAGAUUAAAAAAAAAAAUCCAGAGAACCAAGACACUAAUCUGUGAUGUCAUCAAGCCAAACUUUCUGGACGUGCCCAUUUGAGA